Messenger RNA from Colletotrichum gloeosporioides, 1278 nucleotides. RefSeq lists its product as uncharacterized. The record is from RefSeq and is a predicted model, not a curated record. Lineage: Eukaryota; Fungi; Ascomycota; Sordariomycetes; Glomerellales; Glomerellaceae. Bases 1 to 1278 code for a protein of 425 amino acids. The transcript has a single exon.
AUGACGAUCACUCACUCCCACCAUCUCAGCGAUCGCCGCCUCAUCAAGUCAACAGCAUCAGCCGCUGCCGUUUGUGUUCAAAAUCUUGGUUGCUGGAAGGCUGCAGUUAAUGAGAUUCAGUCUUGGCCAGAAUACACAUGUCAGCCGUUACGAGCUUUACCUCAUGCUGCCAACAGUUUGGGAGUUGGCAACAUCUUUGUCAAAGAUGAGAGCAAGCGAUUCGGCGAAUCUCUAGGCUCUUUCAAAGCCUUGGGUGCACCAUACGCUGUUUACUCCAUCCUUGCAGACGAAGUUCUUCGCCAGACUGGAGCUAGGCCAUCGUCCACAGAGUUGCGCAGCGGAAAAUACGGCGCGUUCACUCGGAACGUGACUGUAUGUGUCGCGACGGACGGCAAUCAGGGCCGAGGACUCGCAUACGGUGCCAAGAUAUUUGGCUGUCGAUGCGUGGAUUACAUCCAUAGUCAUGUGAGCCAAGGCCGUGCCAAUGCGAUGACAGAUCUCGGAGCGUUGGUCAUUCGAGUUGAUGGAGAGUAUGAGGAGUCAGUUCGUCGGGCAAGGGAGGAUGCCCACAUGAACGGUUGGCAUUUCGUCAGCAGUACCUCGUGGUCUGACUUCGAUGAAAUCAUUCCGAAGACUGUCAUGAAUGCCUACAUGGUCGUGGUCGAGGAGACGCUCCAAAUGCUGCCCUGCGCAGGGGACAUUACCCAUGUCUUUGUUUGCGGUGGAGUGGGUAGCAUCGCGGCAGCGGUCUUCAUGGGCCUUUACAAGCACUUUCAGGAGCUUCAAGACCUGGGUCACCCUGUUCAGAUUCCACGUUUCGUCGUUAUCGAGCCAAACCAAGCAGACUGUUUGUUGCAAAGUGCCAAGGCGGGAGAAAUGCGCCAGUCCUGUGGCAGCCUGCGCACUCUCAUGGCUGGCUUGGCUUGUCGAGGCCCGUCUCCGGCAGCAUGGAAACUUCUUGAAUGGCUUGCUAGCGACUUUGUCUCAGUUUCUGACUCAAUUGCGGUUGAUGGGAUGAGAUAUCUGGCGGAGGGGUGCGAAGGAGAUGUCCCUGUGGUUUGUGGGGAGUCGUCAGCUGCGAGCAUGGGGCUUCUUCUGAGCUCCAGUUCUAACAAGGCUUUGCGCAAAUCCCUUGGUCUGAAUGAGCAAAGUCAGUGUCUUCUGUUUGGUCUUGAAGGUGCGACAGACCCCGAGAUAUAUGAGGAUUUGGUUGGACGCACGCCUCAGACAGUUUUCGAAGCGCAGAAUAAGUUCUUGGCGACCCAGACGGAAGGUUGA